Botrytis byssoidea is the source of this 1206-nucleotide messenger RNA. RefSeq lists its product as uncharacterized. NCBI's taxonomy places the organism in Eukaryota, Fungi, Ascomycota, Leotiomycetes, Helotiales, Sclerotiniaceae. The transcript is spliced from 2 exons. Gene Ontology annotation, molecular function: cyclin binding; ubiquitin conjugating enzyme binding; ubiquitin protein ligase activity. Gene Ontology annotation, cellular component: cytosol; ubiquitin ligase complex; nucleus. Gene Ontology annotation, biological process: protein autoubiquitination; protein monoubiquitination; proteasome-mediated ubiquitin-dependent protein catabolic process. The record is from RefSeq and is a predicted model, not a curated record. Bases 1 to 1206 code for a protein of 401 amino acids.
AUGCCGCCAACCAAGCCCUUGAUCUAUGCGGAGCUUCUGUCAAAUAUUCGACAGAUAUCUAUCCUGGCGUUCUUGGACACACCAUCUGAUUCUUCUACAAAGGCUGAAUUAUUGGCCGAUGGAACCAUAUUGAAAUUGAACCAUGCCAAACAGGAUAUUCGACUAACGCUUCCCAGUCAAGUGGUAUCAAAUUCACCACUACGAGAAUUUCCUCUCGGUAGCCUUGAAUUAUCAUGGCGUCUUCCUUUGGCAGGAGACUUUCAAAGAGCUGAUGUAGACAUUUCACAAACCAUUGAAGCGCCAUGGUCCGCAAAGGAUAUGGUUAUUGGUGAACAAUUUUUUGAAUGCCGCAGGUGCUCUACGACAAUCGUGGAAGCAGAUCGUAUCAAAGAAUGGAGGGAUCUUCCAAGUGAAGGUUGGGCAGAAAUGAUGGAUUUCUGGCAUUGUCACAAGCCAUCGGACCAUGCUGACCAUAGUCAUGAAAACGAGAAUUUGGCUUCAACAAAAGGUUAUGGAGCAAACACGAAGUUCAAUGCACAGCCAGGAAUCGGUUUUAUGGAUCAUUCAACCCUUCUGUUGGCAAAAACCGAUUGUGCGCUUCCUCAAGAUGGUAACGAGAUAAAGCUUCCCUUAAAAUGUGAAUUGUGUUCCGCUACGAUUGGAAUUAGUGAUCCUCAAAACGAAGGAAUCCGACUUUUCAAAUGGAGUUUGCGCAUGAGAACUUUCGCGGGCUCUCCAUUAUCCAAUCUUUCGGAUAAGCUUCUUGAGCCAUCGAUGGCCAGAAUCCUUUCGGCACAAUUAUUGGGAAUAAUGAAUUCAUCUUGUGUUUCCCGUGUAAACAUACUGCCUCUGAAAAAUCCAACCGAUGUUGGACUAAUAGAAUGGGGAGGCCUUAGUAUUUGGAUCUUCAACCCCUCGAUUAGAUAUACUACUUCAUACUUUCACCAUCGUAGACGGAUGAGUAUCUCGGACACACCUGGUAGACCUGGAAUACUGGCUAUGAAAAUCCUUUCGAAGCCAUUCUCUUUGGCCAAGUAUCCAUCGACAAAUGAUGAGUCCGUGGAGGAGCUAGAGUUGCCAGGAGAAGUGAUACAUGAGCUUGAACAUUACCUAGAAGUGGGUGCAAUGCGAUAUCUCCCACCAAGUGCGAGGAAAUUUCAGGAGUGGAAUGUAUCAUUUUUGGAUAGACACGAAGCAACGACCUGA